CUACUUCUGUUCCUGAAGACAACGCAUCGACUCUUAACACUCAUACACACACACAUACUCAUACCGAUGUGCAUACGCACACAUGCAUACAUGCACACACACACACAACCAUACACACAAACUGGCUGUGUGUAAACGUCUCACAGCAUUAAACAGUGGUGGUCGUUUGGUGCAUUCCAUUCCAACUUUCCCGAAAUAAAUCAACAAAUCAGCAGUUCUGUGCAUCAAUUUUCUCAGAAUACAUGGACAAAAAUUCGGUGUAGCAGAAUAUUCUGCUGGUUACUCUUCUUUUUUUUUCCUCUCUUCAACUUUUUCUUCGUUCUCUGCUCUCGAUUCAGUGUGUGUUCUUCAAAAGGAAAAUUGAAAUAAAAUUAAGCGAUAAAAAUUUGCCGAACAACAACAACAAUAGCAGUAGCAGCAACAAAAGAAAUCAACGACCCGAUUGAUAGUGUGUUAAAUAAAGAUCUAACUGCGACAGAAAAAAAGAGGUGUUGGAAUUCGUUGACAUAAUAUUAAAUGAGACAAAUCAAGUAGAAUCUAUUCAAGUCAAUCAACAAGUGGAUAAAAAGGCAAACAUAAAAAAAUGGCAUUUUUAUGCCCAGUUCGAAUAGGUCGCAGUAAAAAGAAGAAAUCGGUCAAUGGUGAGAUUGAUAAGGAUUUGACAAGAUCAAACAGUGGCUUAGGAUUGAAUCAUGGGCUCGGUCGCAUCACUGGUUCGGCCAGCAUUGAAACAUUGGUACGUGUUGGCAUUGAAAAAGAGCAUGGAUUAAGUCCCGAUUCUAAGAUGAUUGUCUUACACGAUUUCACACCUUGCGUUGAUGACGAGCUGGAAGUGAAGCGCGGCCAAAUCGUUAACAUUCUCUAUCGUGAAAAUGAUUGGGUUUAUGUCAUUGGCCAAGACACACGCCAAGAAGGAUUCAUACCGUACUCGUAUUGUACACCGUACAACACACAACUGGCCGAUUUGGCCAUUAAGAAAAAAUUACCCCGCAACGAACAAAUGCUCUACUUUGGCAAUGAAAAUCCUAACGAUAAAGGUAAAAAAGGUGAUUCCAAUGCAAAUCCAAACGAUAAUAAUAAUGAUACGAACAACAAUAACGAGGGAAAUAGCAAUAACAAUGAGCAUAACAAUGGAAAUAAAAUGAACAACACGACUUCGGUUGAAAAUUCAGAGCACAACAAUGGAAAUAAGACGAAUAAUCCACCAUCCGCAUCUGAUAUAAUUGACCUGUCAACAGCUGAGAUUCUCGAUGACAACACAAUGUCCGGUUUGAUUGGGCUGCAAAAUUCCAUGCUAAAACAUUCGCAGGCUAGUUUAAGUUCCGAUCAAGACUACAUUCCGUUUGCAAAAGAUAUUUGCGGUCGAUAUAUCGUGCUUUACACAUUCAUUGCCCGCGAUGAAAACGAUGUGUCGGUUGAACGAGGGGAAUUCGUUACGGUUCUAAACCGUGAGGAUCCAGAAUGGUUUUGGAUUGUGCGUAGCGAUGGUCAAGAGGGAUUCAUUCCAUCUGGAUUUGUGUAUCCAGCGGAUAAUAUUUUGCAGAAUAGCACCAAACCAUCGGUACAAAAUGCAUACAAUGCAGCCAUGAAUCAAUUGAAUGAUGCACGUCAAUUGCAAAAUCAAACAUCGGACGCAAUCGUCACCAAUGAGACAACGAAUACGUGCCAAACGCACAAUAUGCAAAUGGGGCCAGCCAUCGGUCAUGUGAACAAUGGCAUGAGUGAUCAAGCAAUGAUCAAUAAUGCAGCCAACAAUAAUUCCAGCAAUACCAAUAACCAAGUGCAAGUUUCACAGCAACAACAGCAACUACAACAGCAACAGCAGCAGCAGCAGCAGCAAUCCAUCAUCGGUGGAUCAGAAGAGUUACGUUAUCAUGGAACUGAAUUAGUUAUGUUGUACGAUUACAAGGCUCAAGCACCUGAUGAUCUGUCAGUGCGACGUGGUGAUUGGAUCUAUGCCGAUUUAAAUAAUCAAACCGUUGAUGGUUGGCUCUGGGCCUAUGCACCGAAAACCCGAAAAUACGGCUUUAUUCCAAAAGCAUAUGCACGCACUCCUGCUAUGACUAGUCUCUAAAUAAUGAGUCUUGUGUGUACAAAACAAAAUCCGAGUCCAACGAAAAAGAACUACAGUGCUAUAAAUAAACGGCAAACUAGUUUAACUUAGACAUAAUCUCUUCAUUUUGCUUUCUCGCCGGAUUUUCUUUUUAAGUCGUUUAGAUGAUGAAGAAGAAGUAGGAAAAAAAAAAUUACCGAUGCAAUUUGGUCCGAAUUUGGAACGAGACUAAAAAAUAACUCGCCAAUAAAACAAUUAUGCCUUUUUGAACGUAGAUUUAUAAAACCAAAAAACAAUUGCUAAUAUUUUCUAUUUUAAUAUCGUAUUUAAAUUAAUUUUUUAUAUAUAAAAGAUUUUUUUUGUUUUUUUUUUUUUGUAUCGAUGGAUUGAGAAGAGCGUGGCUUUUUCCAGUGAAUUUUUCUCUAUUUAGAGCGGUCUGCAUUUAGAUAUUUGACAUAAAGUCAAUCUUAUUAUUAUUAUCGGAAACACAUUAGUUAUCUGUAAUUUAUGGAAUAAUUUUAUUAAAUGUAAACAUUAAUUUUUUUUUAUUUUUGAAAA
Molecule: messenger RNA, 2611 nt
Organism: Sitodiplosis mosellana (orange wheat blossom midge)
Lineage: Eukaryota; Metazoa; Arthropoda; Insecta; Diptera; Cecidomyiidae
Gene: Dlish
Product: SH3 domain-containing protein Dlish
Exons: 8
Coding region: 584-2074 (496 amino acids)
Molecular function (GO): protein binding
Source: RefSeq, a predicted model, not a curated record